GCCGGGCGCCCUCGCCCCGCUCUGGAUGCCCAUCGCGGCUGCUCGGGCCGGGGGGUGGCUGCGGCUCCCCGGCGGGGGGCGCGGGCCAGGAUGCCGGUGCUGGAGCGCUUCUUCCCCGCGGCGGAGCCGGGCAGGCGGAGGAGGACGGGAGAAGAGCCGAUGCCCUUUCCCAUGGGCAGCCUGCCCGGUUAUCAGCAGGGGACCCUGGCCUGGGACUUGCCCGAGAUGAUCAAGAUGGUAAAGCUCGUUUGGAAAUCCAAGGGGGAGCUCCGCGGGGCGAAGCACAGAGGCGUUCUGGAGAGCGAGGAUGCCCUGGGCGGUUCGGCAGGAGAUGCACGGGUGAGAGGUCAGACAGGGGUUGUCUCCGAGCGCCGUGGCUCCUACCCAUUUAUAGACUUCCGUCUUCUUAACAAUACUACACUCUCAGGGGAAAUUGGCACCAAGAAAAAAGUGAAAAGACUGUUAAGUUUCCAGAGGUACUUCCAUGCAUCCCGGUUACUGCGUGGAAUUGUACCACAAGCCUCUCUGUACCUACUGGAUGAGGACUACCUUGGGCAAGCAAGGCAUAUGCUAUCCAAAGUGGGAAUGUGGGAUUUUGACAUAUUCUUGUUUGAUCGCUUGACAAAUGGAAACAGUCUCGUAACACUGCUUUGUCACCUCUUCAAUGUGCAUGGACUUAUUCACCAUUUCCAGUUAGACAUGGUUACAUUACACAGGUUUUUUGUUAUGGUUCAAGAAGAUUACCAUAGCCAGAACCCAUACCACAAUGCUGUCCAUGCCGCUGAUGUCACACAAGCUAUGCACUGCUAUCUGAGGGAGCCCAAGCUUGCCAGCUUCCUCACCCCAUCGGACAUCAUGCUCGGACUGCUCGCUGCUGCAGCUCAUGAUGUGGAUCACCCAGGGGUCAACCAACCCUUUCUGAUUAAAACUAAACACCACCUUGCCAGCUUGUACCAGAACGUUUCCGUGCUGGAGAACCACCACUGGCGCUCUACCAUAGGCAUGCUUCGAGAGUCACGGCUGCUCGCCCACCUGCCCAAGGAGGUCACACAGGACAUUGAGCAGCAGUUGGGCUCCCUGAUCUUGGCAACAGACAUCAACAGGCAGAAUGAGUUUUUGAUCCGUCUGAAAUCUCACCUUGACAAUCAGGAUUUGAGGCUGGAGGAUGCACAAGACAGACAUUUUAUGCUUCAGAUUGCACUCAAGUGUGCUGACAUUUGCAACCCUUGCCGGGUCUGGGAUCUGAGCAAACAGUGGAGUGAACGGGUCUGUGAAGAGUUUUACCGCCAAGGUGAUCUGGAACAAAAAUUUGAACUGGAAAUAAGCCCCCUUUGUAAUCAGCAAAAGGAUACAGUACCAAGCAUCCAGAUUGGGUUCAUGACAUACAUCGUUGAGCCACUCUUUGAGAGGUGGGCUCAGUUUACCGGCAGCACUCCCCUAUCUGAAAACAUGCUAAACCAUCUCAGGAGGAACAAGGCCAAGUGGAGAAGUUUGCUCCACAAGCAACACAGCAGCAGUAGGAGCAACGACCACUCAGGCCAAGUGACUGGCAGCCAGGAACAGACUUUAAAUGAAGAAGAGACUCCCUAGUGGCAGCUUUGCACUUUUCCUUGUAGCACUGCUAUCUCCGUCUUGGUCACAGCAGCAAACAAGGUCCUGGGGAGCAGGAGCCUGUUGUCAACACCGUGCAAAGGCAAGAAAUGGCAAAGCUCUAAGGGUCCUCACGAACAUGCCCAUGGUUCUGCUGGGCUUCUUUCUGAUCUUCAUGUCCCUCUCCCCCUCUCCAUUCUGCGCAUGCCUGAUGCCAUUAGUCACUCCUGAUCCUGAACUGCCCUAGUGCGGAGUCCCAGCCAGCAGCAGGGAAGCCAGGCCAGUUCUGACUGCGUGAAACAGGGAGGAUUGCUGAGAGAACAGGGGGCAUGGAGAGGCACUCUUGGUGGUCUUUUCAUUUACCACAAGUCAUAUUGUGACAUGUGUAUAUAGGCCAAGAGCGCCACACCCUUUCUAGGCUGGCAGCUGGGCUGCACAUUAAACCACCAGCAUCUCCAGCAUCCAGAGGACGUGGACUGAGCGCGAUGGUGCUCACAGAGGGCAGAGUCGGGUUGUUUUAGUAGUUAAAAACUUUUUAACUUUUGUAUUCUGUGCACUAAACAACAGAUCUAUAAACCUUGGACUGAAGUUACUCUCCAUAUACACACCUCCAGUGUAACAAGGCUCGUUUUGGUAAUCAUUUUUAUGCCACUUUGGAUAAAAGACAGGCAUCUUCUCAUUGCAAGGAACAGUAUUCCCUCGCAGCCGAAAGGGAAGGUGUAGUACAGUCUAAACCUUUGAAACACAAACAGAUCUAUCUUUUGAGUACUGUUUCAAGUUACCUGUUUAUAUUCAUAUGUGUACAUUUCCUGUAAAUAGAAAGCGCUACUGAUUCCCAUGCCAAAAUACUGGAGUACUGUGGGAUGAUUGCUACCUGUAAAAACAUUGGCACUGUGAACAGAAUACUGUUAGUUUUAAUACAAGAGAAAGCAUUUGUAAAUAUGGUAUAGAGUUUAUUAAUAUACACCAUUGUUUGUGGAUAAAAGCCUUAACUUUUAGCAUCCCUCAUCUUCUGACAGCUGCCAAAAUCAUACGAUUACAAGAUAUGAUUCUGAACUGCCUUUCCACUAUCCAAGGUGUAUCAAAGGUCAUUAAGGAAUGAAGUCUGGCAGGAUAACUUCUUGAAAACUUCAAACACAUUCCAUACGGGUCCGUGUUGCUAAUCCAUGGUACCUUGCACAUUCGGUUUAGGCAAAUGUUUCACGGAGCCUGAAGUUUUAAGUUCAAAAAAACCCCCAGGCCUCAAAGCAACACCACAUGAUUCGACAGUUCAGCCUGAUUACCAUUUAUUCAAGAGUGUGAAUUUUUACUAAAUAGUUUAGUUAUCUACAAAGCACAGCAUUAGUUCUGGAGUUCAGUUGUUUUCUUGAGAGAUGUUGCAGUGUAGCUGAUUUGUUCCCCACAUUCCCCCCUUAGAUAGUCAGCAUCAAAAUGCAUUUGUAUUUAAUUAAAAUGCAUUCUUUUAAUUAAAAGAAUACUUCAACUGAUUUUUUAGAUUUGUCUCAGUCAGUGAAGGAAAAGAAUGUGUUGUAGUCAGACUAUUAAGAAAAAUCGCCAUAGCUAUGAUAGUGGCUGAGGAAUUUUCUAUGAUCUCAUGUUUGUGAAAGAUACUUGGCCUUAACUAUGCCAUAAACCUCAGUUUGGAAAGUCUUUAUUAAACUUUACUUAAGCUUCCACCAUUUCAGUGAGAUUGUUUUCUCAGACACUACUGUGUGGCACCAAAGGGAUUGUCCCCUUCUCCUCAGCCCCCAGAAGGAAUAACUGCUUUCAGGUGAAGUACAGCCUUGUUGUGAACCCCCCGUACAUCAAAUCUGUACAGCUGCUUUCCAAAAGAGCCAGCGGGUAUGGCCAGGUAAUCACGUUUGGAUAGUCACGCUGGGAUGAGAAGACCUUGAAGAGGCCAACAAAGAAAGAGCUUUUCAAGUUGGUGUUUGAGAAACAUGAGAAAGAUAUUUACUGACAGAAGUGCAAGGGAAAGUGUAAUACAUUUUUCUCAGUUACAGGGGAUAUUGACUUGAUGAGAGAAAGUUCAUGCUCAUAAGGUGACUGAUAUACUUAGAGGAAAAUAAAAAGCAUGAGUUUUAGUGAAGGAUGAUUUACUCCACAAAUUAUUACAGAGAAAAGAGGCUGAAACCCAGUGAAGUAAAAAGGGGCAAAACACAGUGAGUGCACAAAGCACUGCAGCGAUGUUUUUCUGCCCCUCCACUGUUAUGUAAGGUACAACCAAUUGAAAACCUCCCUCUUCCUCCCACUAAUCUAAAUGAGAUUCAUGUAAUAGGACCACAGCAAGCAAAGGGCACUCUAGAGACUUGUAGCAGAAUUAAAUUGUUUCUAACUAGGGGACAUAAAUGUCUUCUUAACCACAUGGGGGUGGUGGGGGUGGUGGGGGUGGAAGCACCACUACUUUGCAGCUUUUUAGGUGUACCUCUCCUUCUGACAGAUGUAGGACAAUUAUUAGAACAUUACGUGAGCAAUGUAAUGCGCUGCUUAGAAGCAGUUAAGUCCAUACAAAAGGAUGUAAUUUCCUGUGUUUUAUCUUUUUACUAAGAAAUGGAAGCCCUUUUCCAUCUACUUCAAAGAUUUUUUUUUAAAAUGUUCUGAAAUGUAGUUAAACCCAGCAUCUAGCAGCAUAAAAAGCUCUUGACAGAAACAUUGUCAAGCUGUUUCUGAAGAGCUUCCAGAAAAUAGGUCCAACAGGAAAGCUUAGGUACAAAUCAAAUUUUGUUACAGCCACAUUAAACCCAAGCCCUUUCCUACACGUAAAAUCUACAAGUUCCAUUACAAGUUUGCUCUUACCACGUUAAAACUUUCCAACUUUAAAAAGCUCUUCUGGAAAUUAUCAGGCUGUGGGGGAAUUUUGGUGUACUGAACAUACCAGCUAGAUUUCAAUCACCUUGUCUAAUGAAACAGUGCUUGAAAGAGGUUCAGGGUGGCCCCAGCAAGGCUUCUGUACUUGUGAGCCAAACUCAUUACACAGGUUUGGGCCUGGGCCAGUUUGCCUCAGGUGCUCCACACAGAAGCACUUGGAAAGGGUGGGCUCUGCCAGCAGAGCCAGAUUCCCUGGGGUCUGUAAUGCAAAAUGCAACCACCUGAUUUCCCGUAGAAACCAUAACUGGUACCAGCCAAUCCAGCAGCACCAGUGCUCAGCACAUGCAGUUGUGACACAUAUUUGGUAUUCUCUGGUUUGGAGGGCAUUUCUGCACUGAGGUUUCUCCCCACUGUGCCAACAGACUGCUGGUGCACAGAAUAAAAAAGCUAUGCAGAUAACACAGAUUUUGGUGAUGUCAGCCCUAUCAGCCACUUUACAGAAGGCCCCUUGCAAAUUAUUUUUCUUUCCCGCCAGGCCAGUGCAGCUGAAAGAUUUUGAAGUUUUCAAACUGAGUUAAGGUGUUCAUACAUAGAAAGAGGAAAAAAGCAGGAUGGUAAAAUUUUUUUAUGCCUCACAAAUGCAAUUAAAAUCUAGAUCCUUUAAAUGAAGAUUUCAUACCACCUAAGAGGCAAUUCUGUAUAACAACAAUAAUAAGUGAUAAUAAGUGAAAAUCUUAGUCUGGUUGAAAUAAUGCAUAUGUAUGCAUUGUCAUUAACUAAAGAUUUUACCUACCAUUGUGUUUUUAAGUGUUAGUGGUUCAGCCACCAGUCAAAUGAGGAAUAAAAGGACUUUUAACAACAUGCACCUUUGGAAUGCAAAGAACAAAAACAGGAAUAGCUGAGAUUAAGUAGAGUUUAUGAAGGAAAAAGAAAAAAAACCCAAACACUUUAUCUGCAGUUGUAUCUAAACUAAUCUCCAACACAGGUCAAUUAUUUUUGUAUAAACUUGGUUUUCAUGAAGAAAACCAAAGCCUCCCCAGUGAUGAAUGAGAAAGCUGUAAAUGAGAUAAGGCUGUUGUUACACUGCACAGCGAUCUCACCAGCUUUUGUAAUCUGGGAUUUAAAUUUCUGUUGAAAGUUUCCAUUAAAUUAGACACAGAAUGGACAUUUAGCCCUCCAAAUGCAUUCUCCUCAGAAAGGAGAAAAUUACGUAGCCACAGUUUUAUUUUCAGGUACCAGCCAUAAUUUAUUGCCUUAUAUUUAAAGUCACUCAGCUGAGUUGUCCAUGAAGUAUGCCCAUUCCCCUCCUGAUGUCACCAUGACCCCCAUGGCCCACAAAAGUCAAUAAUUAAAUUUAAAUUAAAAUCCUGCAAGUCCAAAAAAAAGGAGCUACCCCCAAAACAAAAACACAAGGCAAGCUUCAUGCCAUGAAUAUGUAUUCAAAUUACUUUGAUUGGUGCAAACUGUUGCUCUUUGUUUCUAUAAUCCAUCCAAUAUUUUAGGUACAUAAACUUUUAAGUGCAAAGCAUAAGCUUGACUUGGAUGUAAAAUAUAUUCUGCUUAUCUUUGAAUUCAAGAUUGUAUAUGUCAUGUUUAUUGUAAAGCAUUUUAUAUAUACAUAGUCACAUAUCUUAUACAACUCUAUGGGCCAAACACUGGUCCCCCCAACUUCACUGGGACCAAGAAUCAGCCCCCAUAUGUGCGUAUAUAUGCCAUAUGCAUCAUUCUGAAAGGAAGCACUAGAUUGUGUGAAAAUGCUGUGACUGCUAUGCAGUGAUGAUGCCAAGAGACUUAACUGUAUCUU
Molecule: messenger RNA, 6202 nt
Organism: Oenanthe melanoleuca
Lineage: Eukaryota; Metazoa; Chordata; Aves; Passeriformes; Muscicapidae
Gene: PDE7B
Product: phosphodiesterase 7B
Exons: 12
Coding region: 91-1590 (499 amino acids)
Molecular function (GO): 3',5'-cyclic-AMP phosphodiesterase activity
Source: RefSeq, a predicted model, not a curated record